Parascedosporium putredinis is the source of this 393-nucleotide messenger RNA. Lineage: Eukaryota; Fungi; Ascomycota; Sordariomycetes; Microascales; Microascaceae. The record is from the annotation of a GenBank genome assembly.
AUGCAGAGCAGGCGCCUCGGGUGGCUCAGCAGGUGCCAGAUUGCUCCGGAAUCUCGCGCUGAGCCCGGCGGUGCCAAGGGUCCCGGCCCUUCGAAGGACGCCCGUAUGGAGUGUCGUUCUUACGAGCGUUAUCCACGCUCAUCCCCCAAGGCCAUUGGAACCAAUCCUGGCGCCGUCCGAAUGCAACGAGUUGUAAACUUCUACGAGAAGCUCCCUCGUGGAGCUGCUUCCGAAGUGAAGGCGACUGGCUUGCUAGGUAGAUAUCAGGCCAAGCACUUCGGGAAGAAUGCCUCCGCUAAGCCCAUAAUCCACGCCGUUGUAUUCCUUGUGGCUAUCGGCUACGCUCAAAACUACUACUACCAUCUCCGCCAUCACAAGAACAAUGCCCACUAA